This is a messenger RNA of Camelina sativa (false flax), 1596 nucleotides long. RefSeq names its product zinc ion binding protein. Gene Ontology annotation, biological process: protein ubiquitination. Gene Ontology annotation, molecular function: protein binding; ubiquitin protein ligase activity. NCBI's taxonomy places the organism in Eukaryota, Viridiplantae, Streptophyta, Magnoliopsida, Brassicales, Brassicaceae. The record is from RefSeq and is a predicted model, not a curated record.
CAUCCAACGCACAAAAACAAAUAACUUAUCGAAAAAGAAGCUCAUAUCAAUCGUAUCAUUCAUUGAUUUCAGAGAAGCCGCGAAAGAGACCACAAUCUCCAAAUCUGAGUCGUCUCAAUCCUCCGUCCGAUCCAGGAUUAUUGUUUUACUACUACCCUUCACACGAAUGACGACUUCUGUGUGUCCAUUCUCGAAAGCUGCUCGUCCUGACGAUGCUUCUUCCACUCGAAAACAAGGCGAUAUGACUGCUUCUGGUUGCCCUUUUUCUUCUAAAGCUGCUCGUCCCGAUGAUGCUUCUGCUCGGAAACAAGGCGAAACAGCUGCUUCUGGUUGCCCUUUUUCUAAAAGUGCUCGUCCUGACGAUGGCAGUAAAGGAUGUCCUGAAGAGGAAGGAAAAUUGAAUAAGGACUCUACUGACUCUGCAACUGUGCCUGCCAAGUGCCCUUUUGGUUAUGACUCCCAAACAUUCAAGCUUGGCCCUUUUAGCUGUAUGCUUUGUCAAGCACUUCUGUAUGAUAGCAGUAGAUGUGUGCCUUGUACUCAUGUGUUUUGCAAAGUAUGCUUAACACGGUUUAAGGACUGCCCUCUGUGUGGUGCUGACAUUGAAAGUAUUCAAGCUGAUGAAAACCUUCAAAAGAUGGUUGAUCAAUUUAUUGAAGGCCAUGCUAGAAUCAAGAGAACUGUUUUCAAUGGCACAGAGAAGGAAGAGGUCGAAAAUGAUAACAAAAAAGUGAUAUACGCUGAUGUUUCCAUGGAAAGAGGUUCUUUCUUGGUGCAACAAGCUAUGAGGGCAUUUAGUGCCCAGAAUUAUGAAAGUGCUAAAUCAAGGUUGGCAAUGUGUACCGAAGACAUUCGGGAUCAACUUGGGAGGGAGGGCAAUACACCAGAGUUGUGCUCACAGCUUGGUGCAGUCCUUGGUAUGCUUGGCGACUGCAGCCGAGCAAUGGGAGACUCAAGCUCUGCAGUCAAUCAUUUCGAAGAGAGUAUUGAAUUCCUUAUGAAACUGCCAAUGAAUGAUUUGGAGAUUACACAUACACUCUCUGUCUCACUCAAUAAAAUAGGAGAUCUUAAAUACUAUGACCAAGACCUACAAGCUGCAAGGUCAUAUUACUAUCGUGCUUUAAAUGUUAGACGUGAUGCAAUGAAGCAUCACCCACAUGCUCCUUCACAAAUUCUGGAUGUGGCAGUUUCAUUAGCCAAAGUUGCGGAUAUAGACAGGAGUCUACAAAAUGAAGAUGCAGCUACAGAUGGUUUCAAGGAAGGCAUGAAACUGCUGGAAACUCUAAAAUUGGACUCUGAAGAUUCUGCUCUUGAGCAACGACGCCUCUCUGUGCUAGAGUUCCUUAAGAAGCAAGUAGAGAAGCCUGAAGAGUCCGUAGAAACUGCACUCUAAAGCGAGGCAUGGUUAUAUAAGUAAAUAUAUAUAUAGACUGUAUACCUACGCUCCUCUAUGGCAUUUUGCUGAAUAAAAUGAACAAGAAAGCCCAAAAGAAAAAAUUGUUGUGUUUGCCCAUAGAGGUCAACUAAACAGAGUGCUUUGUAUGUGGUGAUGGUUUCUGUUCUGUUAAUGUUAAGAAUGCGUAUUCUACGAACUAA